Messenger RNA from Gasterosteus aculeatus aculeatus (three-spined stickleback), 1065 nucleotides. It is a transcript of the gene rrp15, whose product is annotated as ribosomal RNA processing 15 homolog. The record is from RefSeq and is a predicted model, not a curated record. Gene Ontology annotation, cellular component: preribosome, large subunit precursor. Gene Ontology annotation, biological process: maturation of 5.8S rRNA; maturation of LSU-rRNA. NCBI's taxonomy places the organism in Eukaryota, Metazoa, Chordata, Actinopteri, Perciformes, Gasterosteidae.
GCUCUGCAAACAAAAUAACACCAAAGAAAACUUCCGGGUGGUGGAACUGAUGCAACUUAACGUUAGUUGGACUCUACGGACGCAUCUAAGUGUAACUCAACGAUGGCAGCGCUGACGAAAAAGCAUGGAGACGAUGCACAGCCUUUGUCUGAUGACCCCGGUGACCAGAGGAAUUCUGAGGAAGGGAGCAACAAUGAAGGAUCUGCUGAUGGAGGAGAUGAAGAGGAGGAUGGAGAUGGCAGUAAUGCAAAUGCUGGGUGGGCUGAGGCCAUGGCAAAGAUCCUUGGAAAGAAAACCCCCGAGAGUAGAAGCAGUAUCCUGGUGAAGAGCAAAGAGCUCGACAAGAUGAAGGGGGUGGAGAAACAGGAGCAGCUGGAGAGGAGGAAGCAGGUUGACAAGAAGAGAGCGUGGGAAAUGAUGUGCAGAGAGAAACCUGAUGUUGCGAAGGACCGCGACGCCGAAAGGGCUCUGCAGAGAAUAGCUACAAGGGGGGUGGUGCAGCUGUUCAAUGCAGUGAGGAAACACCAGAAAACCAUCGAUAUCAAGGUGAAAGAAAUCGGUGGCUCAGAGAGGAAGAAGGCCAAGCUUCUUUCAUCUGUCUCUAAGAAGGACUUCAUCGAUGUGCUGAGGGGAGUGGAGGGGGGCGGUGCCAGGAGCAGGGCUGAAGACACCACUGUGGCUUUAGCAGAGAAGCAGUCCUCCUGGAGUGUCCUCUCGGACGACUUCAUGAUGGGAGCCACCAUGAAAGACUGGGACAAAGACAGUGAUCGAGAGGAGGAUGACGCUGUGCGUACCGGCUGAAGAGACGUGUAACAGCUGGCUGUAACACCUUCACAGACAUUCUUUGAAUCAGAAACCCUGAUCUACAGAGAACUGCUGAACCUCUGGAAAUGUGGAACUACCCAAGUCUAGUUGCAAGCCCUGCCCGUUUGCCCCUGCAAGACAAACCAAUGGGAAACUGGAUGAGUUGUUGGACCUGGAGGAGCUCCUCCACCAUACUAUUGUAUUAAUGUAAACUCUGUACAUAAGAAUGUUUUGAAUAAACAACCAAUGGAUGAAAGGCCA